ACCUCAAACUUUGGCUAUUUUUUGUGAACCAAAAUAGUGAAUGUGGAGAACCAGAGACACCCUAUCUAUCCCCAACGCUAGUAUUUUAAAUUUGGAAACAAAACGAUCAUAACUGUGAGAUGAGAAAAAUCCAUGGCUACUCUUCACUCCUGUUCCUUUUCUUCACUUCACAGCUUUCCCUCUGUAACAUUAAAGUACUCUCGAACUCAGCCAAGGAUUUUGCGAUUCAAUUGCCGAUCCAGUAGUGAUGAUAAGGAGGAUUAUUUGCUGGAUGCUCCUGUUUCAGUUGGGGACGGCUUUUCUUUUAGUGGAGGGAAGUAUUCAGACGAGCCAAGUCCGGCCGAUGAAUGGCUCGACAAAGGAAAAUUUGUGAAAGCUUAUCCAGUUUCUGGGACUGGGGAGAAAGCAAAGGAUCCCAUUUUUGGACUUACAAUGGGUGAGAGUUCGCAGGCAUCAUCUGAUCAUUUCAGAUGGUUUUGUGUAGAAAGUGGAAGCUCUAACAAUUCUCCCAUUCUAUUAAUCCACGGCUUACCAUCACAGGCAUACUCUUAUCGCAAAGUUCUUCCCAUGCUUGAGAACAACUAUCAUGCUAUAGCACUUGAUUGGCUUGGAUUUGGAUUCUCAGAUAAGCCCCAACCAAAAUAUGGAUUUGACUAUACAUUGGAUGAAUAUGUGGCAUCCUUGGAAUCUGUGAUCAAUGCUCUUACUGACAAAAAGGUUACUCUUGUAGUGCAGGGGUAUUUCUCAGCAAUUGCAAUCAAAUAUGCUAGCAAUCACCAGGAAAAGCUGAACGGCCUGAUACUUCUAAAUCCUCCACUUACUAUAAAUCAUACCAAACUGCCGUCAAGCUUAUCUGUUCUGAGCAACUUCUUGUUGGGGGAAAUUUUUUGUCAGGACCCUCUUAGAGCCAGUGAUAAAACAUUGCUGAGUUGUGGUCCUUACCAAAUAAAAGAAGAUGUGGCAAUGGUUUACAGAAGACCUUAUCUCACAUCUGGUUCUGCAGGGUUUGCAUUAAAUGCGAUAAGCAAGGCAAUGAAAAAACAACUUAAGGGCUAUGUUGAGGACACAAGAGCAAUACUUAUGGAUAAUAACUGGUCAGUCCAGACAACAGUUUGCUGGGGACAAAGAGACCGCUGGUUAAGCUUUGAUGGUGUAGAAGAUUUCUGCAAGGAAUCAAAGCAUCGACUAAUUGAACUUCCUAUGGUAAUGACACCAUUUUGUUGCUCUUUUUCUUGGGACAGUAUUACAAAUGCAGAGCAUUGCUUUCGUGAUGAAUAUCAUAUUCUUGAAUAUGCCUUCUGAACCGUCAGUAAAUUAAAACCGGGACUUCUGGUCAUCCGUCAUUCAGGACAUCACGUUCAGGAGGAUAGUGGUGAAGAAUUAGGUCAACUCAUUGCUGGAAUUGUUGGAAAGAGAAGCAGUUUGUGAUUGUCAUAAGAUCUAAUCUAUGGGUUAAAUGGGUAGUCCUUCUGUU
Molecule: messenger RNA, 1474 nt
Organism: Solanum pennellii
Lineage: Eukaryota; Viridiplantae; Streptophyta; Magnoliopsida; Solanales; Solanaceae
Product: haloalkane dehalogenase
Exons: 13
Coding region: 133-1302 (389 amino acids)
Molecular function (GO): epoxide hydrolase activity
Source: RefSeq, a predicted model, not a curated record